Molecule: messenger RNA, 1626 nt
Organism: Osmia lignaria (orchard mason bee)
Lineage: Eukaryota; Metazoa; Arthropoda; Insecta; Hymenoptera; Megachilidae
Gene: Kaz
Product: E3 ubiquitin-protein transferase Katazuke
Biological process (GO): proteasome-mediated ubiquitin-dependent protein catabolic process
Cellular component (GO): nucleus; cytoplasm; GID complex
Molecular function (GO): protein binding; ubiquitin protein ligase activity
Source: RefSeq, a predicted model, not a curated record
GUCACAUGAUUCAGAUUGAGGAUCAUCCCUUGUUUUUAUAGUUAAUAGAGCCAUCUACAGUUUUACUAUUACACUAACAUUUUCAUCAUGCGUAAACAAAAUGAUAAUUAUCUUUGUUAAAAUAGUACAAGAGUUUUCAUGAUUCUUGAAGACAGUCGCGUGUCAAAGUUGUUCUAUUUACUAUCAUUGUGUAUAAACAUACUGAUAUUUGGAUGAUAGGAGAUGGACGACUAUGAUACAUAAUUUCAAAGAAUAUUAGCUACGAUACAAUAAACAUAAUUUUCCUCAGAUUUUCAAAUAUAAUUUUAUGCGUAGUUUGAGCAUAACCAAUAUGUCAGACGUUAAAAGUCUCGAAUACCCUACAUUAAAGGUUCCUUAUGAACUCUUGAAUAAAAAGUUUCGUUUAGCUCAAAAAGUAAUUGACAGAGAAGCUUCGUAUGUACAAGCGGCAGCUAAUGAAUUAAUGAAGGAUAAUAAAACUUCUGUUCCUGCCGGGGAAAUGAGCAUAUUAUUGGGAGGCGUUGUAGAGAAGCUUCAAACUUUAAAAAGAAAGGCGCAAGAAUCCAUCGCAGAAGAGUUGCAAGCAGGAAUGGUUUGCAAAAGACGGCUAGAACAUUUAAAGGAACAUGCUAAUACUGCGCCAAGUGUUGUAAAUCAAUGGCGGCGACAGAGACUCGAUAGAAUGUUAAUAGAAUAUUUCCUUCGUAAAGGCUAUUACAAAACUGCAACCAAAUUAGCAGACAGUAGCGAACUUAGAGAUUUAACAAAUAUAGAUGUUUUUAUGGUAUCAAGAGAAGUUGAAACAUCUUUAGCAAAUCAUGAAACUGCAAGAUGCGUUGGAUGGUGCUAUGACAAUCGAUCUAAGUUAAGAAAAUUAGGAAGUACUAUGGAAUUUAAUUUACGUGUACAAGAAUUUGUAGAAUUAGUCAGACAGGAUAGAAGGCUUGACGCUGUUAAGCAUGCCAGAAGAUGUUUUACAAAUUAUGAUGAUUACCAGUUACAAGAAAUUCAGUGCUGUAUGGGGCAGCUAGCAUUUCCAGCUAAUACAUCACUCAGUCCAUAUAAAGAUUUAUUAGAUGAAAAGAGGUGGGAUAGAUUAAUCGAGCAAUUUAGACAUGAAAAUUAUAGACUUUUCCAAUUGGCUAGUCAAAGUGUUUUCACGGUAGCGCUACAAGCAGGUUUAUCAGCAUUAAAAACACCACAGUGUUAUAGUGCAAACAAAGAAGGCAGAAAUCCAAACUGUCCAGUGUGUAACGAGGCUCUUAAUGAACUGGCUGUUCCAUUGCCUUUUGCUCAUUGUUCACAGUCUAGACUUGUUUGUAGUAUUAGUGGAAAACCAUUAAAUGAAUAUAAUCAACCAAUGAUGAUGCCAAAUGGAUACGUAUAUGGAGAACAAGCACUGGAAAAAAUGGCUCAGGAAAAUAAUGGUACUGUAGUUUGUCCGAAAACCAAAGAAGUAUUUCCAUAUAAAAAAAUAGAAAAAGUGUAUGUUAUGUAAAAUUUGCUGACUCAGGCACAAUUUCUACUGUGUAUAGUGCAUCUUUCUCGUAAUCUAACUCGGAAUAUUUACUGUUUAAUAUUGUAUACCGAUAUUAACAAAAGAAAUAACAUCUAUUUUUAAGGAAG